Messenger RNA from Seriola aureovittata, 602 nucleotides. RefSeq names its product single-pass membrane protein with aspartate-rich tail 1b (gene smdt1b). The record is from RefSeq and is a predicted model, not a curated record. The transcript has 3 exons. Bases 27 to 326 code for a protein of 99 amino acids. Gene Ontology annotation, cellular component: uniplex complex; mitochondrial inner membrane. NCBI's taxonomy places the organism in Eukaryota, Metazoa, Chordata, Actinopteri, Carangiformes, Carangidae. Gene Ontology annotation, biological process: mitochondrial calcium ion homeostasis; calcium import into the mitochondrion.
CCUGUCAGUCACAUAUACCGGAAGAAAUGGCGACGAGUAUACUGCGGCUCCCGCUGCGACUUUCCACCAGAAAAACGGCGAUAAUGAGCCGUAACACUGGCUUGAAAGCAUCAAACAUACCCAGGACGACUCCAAUCCGAACUGCAGUAUCGACGCCUUCGGGGGCAAUCCUACCGAAACCGGAUAAAACACCAUUUGGUCUUAUCCGUAUGACAGUGGUGGUGGUGCCUUUCCUGUAUGUUGGAACUCUGAUCAGCAAGAACUUUGCCGCUCUUUUGGAGGAACAUGACAUCUUUGUCCCUGAGGAUGACGACGACGAUGACUGAGCUUACCAAAGAAAAUGAAUGGGUGCUUUGCAAUACUGACUGAGAGCAUACCAGCCAGCACGGGGACAAUGGGGGAGAUGGGGCACUUUGACUUCCAAAGACAUCCCUCUACCUCCACCCAUCUCCUUCCUCUGCUACUUAUCUUGUUUUCAUUGGAACCAUUUAAGAAAUCUCAUAUCAUGUGAGGCUGUCAAAACUGCUAAUUAUAGCCUCACUCUUGUUUGCAUGUUUGUGUCUGUCAACUCAUUCAACUCAAUAAAUUACAUGUGGAAAACA